Wallemia mellicola CBS 633.66 is the source of this 990-nucleotide messenger RNA. Its product is annotated as alpha/beta-hydrolase. The record is from RefSeq and is a predicted model, not a curated record. Lineage: Eukaryota; Fungi; Basidiomycota; Wallemiomycetes; Wallemiales; Wallemiaceae. Gene Ontology annotation, molecular function: hydrolase activity. Bases 1 to 990 code for a protein of 329 amino acids. The transcript is spliced from 2 exons.
AUGUGGAGAGUUACUAGCGUCUCAGUAGCCUAUUUGUAUUUAAUCGCCAUAGUUCAACCAAUUCUAGGUGUCGACAUUCGCAGUGUCCAAUUUUUAAGCAAAGGGAUUCCAAUUUCUGGAAAUCUUUAUAUUCCUGAUAAUAUUGAAACGGAUUCAAGCCUUCCAGGUAUUGUUGUUGGUCACCCUUGGGGUGGUGUUAAAGAACAAACGGCUGGCCUCCACGCAAGACAACUAGCCGAACAUGGGUUCGUUACUCUCGCGUUUGAUGCAGCAACUCAAGGCGAAUCAGGCUCAGGUACAUUACCAAGGUUAAUUGAAGAUCCUUAUCAAAGGGUUGAAGAUAUAAAGAACGCAGUUACUUUCCUGUCUGUGCAAGAUAGCCUCGUUGAUAGUGAACGAAUCGGUGCAUUAGGAAUUUGUGCUUCUGGGGGUUAUGUUUCAUUUGCUGCUCAAACAGACAAGCGUAUAAAGGCUAUCGCUACUGUUAGUGCUUUUGAUGUCGGCCGAAUUACACGUGAACCUUUUGGUGGUGGCGAAAUUCAAUACGAUACACUCAACGACAGCCUUAAAAGUGCUAGCAACAAUAGAACUGGUAUCGAAAAGGGUGCUCCUCCAACAAUAGCAUGGAACACACCUAAUUCUACAGUCACUUUCACGCCAGAGACACCAACAUUAUAUCAGGAAGGUUAUGAGUACUAUCACACACCACGCGGCCAACAUAAAAAUGCUCCUAUGCUUUAUGUUCCAGAGAGCGUCGAUUUGAUGGCAACGUAUAGCUCUUUCGCUUUCGUAGAUCUAAUCGCACCAAGGCCAUAUUUGAUGAUAGCAGGCUCGAUCGCUGAUACAUUAUAUUUUAGUAGAGAUGCAAUCGAAAGAGCUUUGGAGCCAAAAGAACUGUUUUUGGUUGAAAACGCUACUCACAUUGAUUUAUAUGACCAUUUGGAUGUAACGUUACCAAAGUUAGUUGAUUUCAUGAGCCAAAAUCUUUAA